Messenger RNA from Rhinocladiella mackenziei CBS 650.93, 1635 nucleotides. RefSeq lists its product as uncharacterized. Gene Ontology annotation, molecular function: dipeptidyl-peptidase activity. NCBI's taxonomy places the organism in Eukaryota, Fungi, Ascomycota, Eurotiomycetes, Chaetothyriales, Herpotrichiellaceae. The record is from RefSeq and is a predicted model, not a curated record. The transcript has a single exon. Bases 1 to 1635 code for a protein of 544 amino acids.
AUGGCGUCUACAGAGUCACUUGAGGGGUCGGAAGCUCACACAACAGCGAACCUGGCCAAGAUCCUGCCCUCCGAAGAAAACACCUACACGGUAUUCGAGAAGCGCAUUCUGAUGCCGGACGGUAUCCAGUUGGCCGCCGACUUCUACCAGCCCGAUCUUCCGGCAGAUGGCAAGCCCCACGGGCUCAUCUACGUCCUCGGUCCGUAUGGCCGCAAAGGUGUGAUGGCCCUCCUUAACGCGAAGUGUUUCGCUGCCCGUGGAUAUAUGGUCCUCUUCGUCAGCUGUCGCGGCACGGCCGGCUCUGAAGGGACCUUUGUAGCGGCUAUGACCGAACAGGCAGACUCACAGGCCGUCGUCAAGUGGAUGCGCGAGCAGCCGUGGUACCCGGGCAAGUUCGUCACAUUCGGGCCGAGCUACCUGGGCUACGUGCAGUGGGCGUUGCUGCGAGAUCCGCCCGAGGACCUUAUCGCGUCGGUGAACCUGUGCAGCGUGUACGACCAUUCCCUGCUUGUCUGGGCCAACGGGGUGUAUCGCAUGGACCGCAUCUCUUGGUCCUACAUAGUUGCAAGGCAGGACGAGAUCAAUGGCGGCGGAGUCUCGAGCAUACUCGACCCCAGGAAGCUGAAGUCCGUCAUCGAGGCUACGCCCCUCUUCGACGCGACGGAGCGCUUCUUCGACGGGAAGGCACCGUACGUGUUGGAGUUCAUGACUACUCCGAACGUCGAUGACCCUUUCUGGGCUCGGUGCAAGCACCGCGCAGCCCUGGAUCUCGUCAACGUCCCCUUGCUCCUGCGAAGUGGGUGGUACGACACUUUGACCGUCCAGACCCUGGCAGCGUACGCUCACGCGCGCGACCGUGGCAUCAAGGUCUACCUCACCGUCGGAUCAUGGACGCACAUCGAAGCCUGUGGAUCGAAUGCGAUGCCAGAAGUCUUCGACUUCCUGGACGAGUACGUCGUCGGCCGGAAAAAGGAUCACCGCCCACUUUCGGUCAAGGUAUUCGUCACGGGCGCCGAAGAAUGGCGCUCCUUGCCGUCCUGGCCGCCAGCCACCGAAGAGCGCACCUUUUACCUCCACGGCGACAAGACGAUUGGCGCGCAGCCCCCGGCCGCCGACUCACCGCCUGCGUCUUUCACCUAUGACCCCCACAAUCCCACACCGACAGUGGGUGGACCCCGGAUAGCCCGCGGUGGACGGGUGGACGACAGUGUUUACGCAUCGAGGUCCGAUGUCCUUGUCUAUACGAGCGCACCACUGAAUGAGGAUGUGGAAGUAAUGGGCAAGCCCAUCGUGCAGCUCGCACACUCGACCGACGUCCCGUAUGCUGAUCUCUGGAUUCGCCUGAGUGAGGUCGACGCCGACGGCGUGUCACACAAUCUCACGGAGAAUUGGCAAGCGCUGGACGGGGUGGAGCGGCAGGGAGGCGAGUUUUCGCUCACGUUUGUGGAUCGGGCGCACGUAUUCAAGAAGAACACGUGCAUCAGAGUGAUAGUCGCUGGCGGCUCCUUUCCCCUGAUGGCGCGGAAUCCGGGGACGGGGGUGAUCCGAACUCAAGCGAAAGAACUGAAGGCCGUGACACAUACCGUCCAGCAUGGGAAUGGAAUCUCGAAGCUCACUCUGCCAUGCUCGCCUUGA